CUAAACAACGCUAGCGGAAUUCCCAAGUUCUCAUCAGGCGGUCAAAUACGUGGGUUAGCCAGAUGUUAAACUGGAUUUUAUCAAACGUGCUUAUUUAUUUUUAAUUGAUUUCUGCUUGACAAACCAGCUGUUUUUGACAUUCACUGAUAAAAGCAAAAUAAUCUUCAAGGACGUUUCACUUUAUCAAAUUGAAUCUGUAUUCUAAAGAAAGAUCCAUUUUACUUUUAAUAAAACACUUAUUAUGUAUAAUUUUCUCGUAAAAAUCAGGAUAUUUACCGGGGAAAUGUGUAUUCGCCAUAAAAAGAAGCAAUGAAGUCGAAAUCUGAUUCAAAAGUGUGUCUUGUAUGUGGUGAUAAAGCCCUAGGGUACAAUUUCAACGCUAUCACUUGCGAAAGUUGCAAGGCUUUCUUCAGAAGAAACGCCUUGGUUGAGAAAGAGUUCAAGUGUCCCUUUAACAACAACUGUGAUAUCACUACAGUCACUAGAAGAUUCUGCCAGAAAUGUAGGCUCGAUAAGUGCUUUACUGUGGGUAUGUGCAAAGAUUUGAUCAUGUCGGAGCAGGACAAAGUUGCAAAAAGGCAGAAGAUACAGGAAAACAGAGCUAGGAAAAGAAAUUAUAGGGGUUUCAAAGCAGGUUUCAAGAAAGUUAAAAAGGAACUGAUGAUAGAGCCUGAUUCUCAAAGCACAGAUUUUUCCAACCAUUUCUAUAGCAGCAAUGAUUCUAGUGAUACAAACAUUUCUGAUCAAGGCUAUACUCCGAACAACAGCGACCUAUUAAACACAAUGUACAGCAAUAGCAGAGAUCACUUGUUAUCUGGAGAGAAGGUGGUGUCUUCCAGCGAUGAUAUUUCCAUGCUGAGAAAUAUUUUGAAUCCAACAAAUCCAAAUCAAAAAGGCAUGCAUGAAGAUACUAGUUGUUUGAAUGCUGGUCUAGGGAAUAAUAAUGAUACAAGUUGCAAUAACAAUGUAUUCAACAUAGGGAGUUCAGGAGUGGUUCAGGAUUCCAGACUGACCAUUGACAGCAUCACUAAAGAUGUUGUGAAUGAUGUGCAGAGGGUGCAAUCAUUAGAGCCUAGUCCAAUAGAAUCAAUACUAUGUGAGGCAAUAAAAUUGGAAUUUGAGGCAUUCUCGUCAAUAGCUCAAUAUAACUCUACCUCUAGGGAAUUAAAUGAUGCAGAAAGAGCCAAAUUGAAUGAAUUGAUUGUAGCUAAUAAAGCUCUUUUAGUUCCAAUUGACGAUGAGCUGGAUAGUUUGAACAGAACCAGGGUAUUGCAGAGCAAGCCUCAACAAAAGACUGAAGAAAGUACAACUAUAGUUGACCUGAUCAAUUUGACAGCACUAGCUAUAAGGCGAUUGAUAAAAAUGGUGAAAAAAAUAAAUUCAUUCAAAAAUAUGUGUCAAGAAGAUCAGGUGGCCUUACUUAAAGGCGGUUGUACAGAAAUUAUGCUGUUAAGAAGCGCUAUGAACUAUGAUCCUCAAAAACGGACCUGGGAGAUACCACACACCCAAGAACUGAAUGUGGAUGUUGAUAUUUUGAAGUUGGCAAAAGGUAAUAUCUAUCAAGAGCAUGAAAAGUUUAUCAAAACCUUUGAUCCAAAAUGGAUAGCUGACGAAAAUAUCAUUCUCAUUUUGAGUGCUGUGGUGCUAUUCACACCUGACAGGCCUAGGGUUGUGCAUCAAGAUGUUAUAAAAUUAGAACAGAAUUCAUACUAUUACCUUCUGAGAAGGUACUUGGAAAGUGUGUAUCCAGGCUGUGAGGCAAAGUCUACAUUCCUUAAACUCAUCCAGAAAAUUACGGAACUUCAUAAAGUGAAUGAGGAGCUAAUAAAUGUUUAUUUGGAUGUUAAUCCAUCACAAGUUGAACCUUUGCUUAUUGAAAUUUUCGAUUUGAAAAGCAAGCAAUGAGUUUAGAUAAUCUCUUUGCAGUAACAAGAAUUUUUUUAUCAAAGCCAAAGUUCCAGAAGAUGCACCAUUUUAUAUUUUGUCCUCCUACAGAUAUAAAGUGAGAAACAUGAAAGAUAUAUUUUCAAUGGUUGUCACUUGUCAACAACACAAUAUUUUUGGUAUUGAGAGUUUUUUUGCUUUUUCAUGUAAGUUAUAUGCCCAACAUACUUUAUAUUAAAAUAAAAUAUUCUGUAUUUAUUACUUUAAAAUGGUACAAAAUUUAAUUUUCCUUUCCAUAUAUUGUUAUGUAUAUGUAUUUUAACAAAUAUAUCCUUGUUUUUAUA
This is a messenger RNA of Acanthoscelides obtectus, 2228 nucleotides long. The record is from the annotation of a GenBank genome assembly. NCBI's taxonomy places the organism in Eukaryota, Metazoa, Arthropoda, Insecta, Coleoptera, Chrysomelidae.